This is a messenger RNA of Telopea speciosissima, 2975 nucleotides long. Its product is annotated as protein HEADING DATE 3B-like. The record is from RefSeq and is a predicted model, not a curated record. Gene Ontology annotation, biological process: regulation of photoperiodism, flowering. Bases 325 to 2742 code for a protein of 805 amino acids. The transcript is spliced from 4 exons. NCBI's taxonomy places the organism in Eukaryota, Viridiplantae, Streptophyta, Magnoliopsida, Proteales, Proteaceae.
CCACUGCCGCUAUCCAUCACUGAAGAUAUACGGCAGAGCUUUUACUCCUUGUUCUCCCAAAAUCGUUGGUUUUCUCUUUUAGGAUUCUCCUCGGUUUCGGGCGAAAAGAUCUUUCAUUUGCAGGUGGGUGUUAUUGUGUUCUUGGAAUUGUAGUCUAUUCAGUAUAAACAGUCGAUUUUCUCAUCUGGGUAGGCGAGAUUUUGUGUUCUCAGCUAGUGGAUUUAGUUGUGGGAGAUCUGGGGCAUGGGAUGUUCUGGUGAAUUUGAUCCAAAAAUUGGUUACUGUAGUUGGGUUUUUUGUUGCAAGUCCUGAAAGGGAAGGAGAAUGGAGGGAGGAAAAGAUGAGGAAAAGAUCACAGGUCCUAUGUUUCCGAGGCUCUAUGUUAAUGAUAGAGAGAACGGGGGGCCGAGGGCACCUCCGAGGAACAAGAUGGCCCUUUAUGAACAACUCAGUGUACCUUCUCAGAGGUUCAAUUCUGGGUUGACGUCAACCUUGAGCCUGCCGCGUCACAACGCUGGUAGCUUGGUUCCUUCAACGUCCUCGAGCAAGGGUGGAGGCCAUGAAAGGAGUGUGUUUUCCCCUUGUUACAUUCCUUCUCCCACACCUGCUCAUUUUUCUGAGAAGCCUCACUGCUGUUCUUCCAAUGGGGUGAAUUUAGAUGGAUUGAUGGCAGUAUUUGAGCGGAAAUCCAUGAAAAAUGCAAAUUAUCGAACAUCGAAUGCUACAGGGCACAUGCCAUCAACUCCUGAGUACAAUUUGUUCCAUCGACAUGAUCACUCCAACUCGAGGAACUCUGGUCAAAAGCAGCUUGCAGAUGAGGAUGAUGUAAGGGUUCCCACCUUUAUCCACCCAGGUGUUGCUCCUUGUCCUAAUAAGGAUAUUCCCAGCAUAGACAGAGAAAGACUUGCUCCCUUCUGCCCAACUAACCAGGGUCAUUCUGCAAUUACCCCAGUGAAUAGUCUGCUGAAAUCUGCAGCUACAAGUAGCAAUCUAUUGAAUCAACCUCAGGAUGCUUGCAAUAAGCACUCAAAACGUUCCGACACCACAGAUAUGACGUCAAGACAAUCAGUAAGUAACCACAUUGAGGAGAACCUGAAAGGGUCUUUCACAAGUAGAGAGUGUACAGAAAUGCUUGCAUCCCACAAAUUGAGUAGAGAAAAGGUUGCUGAGCCCUCAAAGUAUGCUCGUGGAUCUGCAAAUCUGGAACAUCAAAGUAGUCAACCGGAUGGUUUUGGAAGAGUGUGUGAUACUGGUGGAUGGGUACAACAGGAAUAUAGACCUGUCUUGCUCCAAAACAACACUGUUUAUGGUGAUGGGAUUUCAGUUGAAUCCGUCGGGUUGGAAAAGGGAAAUGUUUCAAGUGUGAGAAGUGAACCCUUUUCCAGAAUAUCGCCUGGAAAUAGCCGCAGAAGUCCUGGUCAGGCUGAAUUUGGGAGUGAGUACCAUGAAGACAAUUCACAUGGGUCAUUACAAGUGAGAGGCAUGGAUAGAAAUGAUGACGUCUCUGAGACCUCCAUGUUGGACUCUAUAUCAAGAUUGGAUAUAUCCCCUGAUGAUGUUGUAGGAGUGAUAGGACAGAACCGUUUCUGGAAGGCAAGAAGAGCAAUAGUCGAUCAACAAAGGGUGUUUGCUGUUCAAGUAUUUGAGUUGCAUAGAUUGAUAAAGGUUCAGAGAUCGAUUGCUGGUUCACCACACCUCUUGGUUGAGAAUAAUCAUUAUCUGGCUAAACCUUCUUUGAAGGUAUCUCCUACGAAGAAGCUGCCUGCUGAGUACCUUCUGACAUCAGUGCAACGGAAUGUUAAGCAGAAAGAUGAUUCUCAAAAUCAGAGUAUUGAAUGUGCAGCUGAGAAUGCAGUUGCAAAGCCCACUCUUCCUUCUCUAAACAAUGGUAUCAAAGGGGGACAUGUUAGUCAACAUUCAAGCUGUGGGCUUAAUUCUGGAAAUCCACCAGCAGCACCUGUUGCUACUGAUAAUAAAAUGAUUCCGUGGUGUUUCCAUCCACCUCCAGGGAAUCAAUGGUUGGUUCCCAUUAUCUCUCCUUCUGAAGGACUUUUCUACAAGCCAUAUACAGGGCCUUGUCCACCUACUGGUGGUUUCAUGGCUCCUGUUUAUGGAGGUUGUGGGCCUGUUAGCCUACCUCCAAUGGCAGGGGACUUUAUGAAUCCUGCAUAUGGAGUUAUGGCUACUCACCAACAAGGCAUAGGUGUUCUUCCUGGCACUCCUCCAGUUGGUCCGACAUACUUCACUCCAUAUGGCAUUCCAGUCAUGAGCCCGGUUACAUCUGCCUCAGCUGUUGACCAGUCAAGCCUGUUAGCUGGUACCCGGCCACAUGGGCAAGCAGAAAAAUUAUCAGCAUGGGAGGUAAAAUUCAAUAUGCGCCAAGAAAGCUCAUGCAACUAUUCAAACCAGAAUAGUGAAGCUGUUGCUAGUGGUGCUUGGAAGUUUAAGACAUCUAAAGAUAGUGAAUUACAAGGGAGUACAACAAGCAGUCCAUGUGAGAGGGCACAAGGAGCAGGGCCAGGUCAUGUAGCUGAAGAAAGGGAUCCUCUCCCACUUUUUCCUAUGGCUUCAGCUGUUCAGGUUCCGGAUCAAGAUCCUCAGGCCCAUUGCAGCGACCAGCAGACCCGGGUGAUCAAGGUUGUGCCGCACAACCCUAGAUCUGCAACUGAGUCGGCAGAACGAAUUUUCCGGUCCAUACAGAAAGAGAAACAGAAAUAUGAUUCAGUAAAUAAUUCAGUUUAGUUGAUGUUACUCUGUUGUUGUAUCUUCAUCUUAAUUCUCUUCACGCCAUGACAAAUCACACGGCGAUAAAAAUAUAUUUAGCUGAUCCAACUUGAUUGGUGUUUUGAUCCAUUUUGUCGGUUCUUUUUUCAGGUGGUUUAUGGUUUUAAUAGUUUCUUUGAUGAUAUAUUAUUUAACUGUAAAUAUUACUUCUGAAAGACUAUUAAGAAAGGUGUAUGGUUUUUUAUUUUAAA